Molecule: messenger RNA, 204 nt
Organism: Diplodia corticola
Lineage: Eukaryota; Fungi; Ascomycota; Dothideomycetes; Botryosphaeriales; Botryosphaeriaceae
Exons: 1
Coding region: 1-204 (67 amino acids)
Source: RefSeq, a predicted model, not a curated record
AUGCCUGUCAUCACCUCCAUCGAGCAGCCGUCCAACUCCGGCAACAACGCCUCCGACCAAGCCACCCAGACCGCGACUUCCACAUCCUCGUCGGCGCCUGCCCAGCCGCAGCAGCAACCCAAGUCUGACGCAGAGCUGGCCGCCGAAAAGCUUUACGAGGAGCGUAUCGAGGAAGAGUACGCCAAGCGGGAGGGCGGCGCGUAA